Chelmon rostratus (copperband butterflyfish) is the source of this 4357-nucleotide messenger RNA. RefSeq names its product immunoglobulin-like and fibronectin type III domain-containing protein 1. The record is from RefSeq and is a predicted model, not a curated record. Bases 177 to 3791 code for a protein of 1204 amino acids. The transcript has 23 exons. Lineage: Eukaryota; Metazoa; Chordata; Actinopteri; Chaetodontiformes; Chaetodontidae. Gene Ontology annotation, molecular function: protein binding.
GUCAGUAGAGGAGCAUCAAGCACAGACUUGCACGCUGCUGGAAGGAUCUAUUACAUUGAAAAAAUUAGGAGAAGGCACAGUGUGACCAGACUGCUGCCUGAAAGGGAACAGAGCUGAGAGCACUGAGGACUGUGAGCAGAGCCUUCUGAAUCGCCAGAGCUCGAGAGGAAACCAAGAUGUGGAAGAGGUCAAAGGUGACCGAUCAAACUGCCGCUGGGCAGGCGGGCAUCAAGAAGAAGUCGAAAGUGCCCGGUGUCAUGAUAACACAGUUCAUAGAGGAGCUUCCAGAGGGAAUGUCCCAUCCAGAUUUCACCCGCAAACCCAUUGCUCUGACCAUUCAAGAGGGUAAAUUUGCAGUCUUUAAAGCGAAAGUAGUGGGCACCCCAACACCUACAGUAACAUGGAGCAGAGCAAACGGAGAAAUACAUUUUCACCCUGACAUGUGCCAGCAGAAGUACGAUGAGGCUUCUCAAGAACAUACCAUCGAGUUUCCAAAAGUCACCCCAGAGGAUGCUGACACCUACAAGUGUUUUGCAGCAAAUCAGUAUGGAAGAGCUGUUUGCACUGUUGUCUUGAACGUUAUUGCGGUUGGAUUCUCCAAGAGCAAAGAACUCAAAAAGACACAAGGAGAAGAUGUAACAGAGUUGAGGAAAAAACUUAAAAAACGUAAUGCCGAUGGAACACGCGAGGAAAAACCAAUGGAUGCAGAGGAGAAGGUCUGGGAAAUUCUCCUUAGUGCAGAUAAGAAAGACUACGAGCAAAUCUGUGUGGAGUACGGUAUCACAGACUUUCGCGGCAUGCUGAAGAAACUCAAUGAAAUGAAGAAAGAGAGAGAGGAGGAGAUUGCAGAGUUUGUUACACAAAUCAGUGCACUGAAACACAUUGAGGUCAAUGAUAGCGACUGCGCAACAAUUGAGUUGGACAUGGACCUCAAGGAUCCUAGCAGCAAAGUUUUCCUUUAUAAGGAUGGCGUCAUGGUUCCAUUCACCGAAGAAGACGGUGAGGAGAAGAAGCAUAGUUUGAAACAAGUCGGCAAGAAAUACGUCUUCACAAUUAAAAAACUGGGUUCAAAUGAUGCUGGACUCUACUCAGUGGAUGUUGAGGGCGUCAACGUUUUCUCCACAGAUUUUAAAGUACCUCAAGUUGACUUUGCUGUUAAACUACAAGAGGUGAAGGCAGAAGAAAGACAGGACGCCCUCUUUCAAUGUGUCCUGACGGCACCUAUGAGUGAGAUAAAAUGGUUUGGCAAAAGCGCUCCGCUGUCAAAUGGUGAGAAACAUGAAAUUACUGUAUCUGAAGAUAAGCUCAUCCACAAGUUGAUUGUGCGGGACUGUAUGCCUUUGGACGCCGGUAUCUACGCUGCUGUGGCAGGAAUCAAAUCCUGCAAUGCCUGGCUUGUAGUUGAAGACCCAGGAGUUCACUUUCAUGCUGGGCUUUCUGACUGCAAAGCCAUAGUUGGAGAAGCAGCAGAGCUGGAAUGUAAACUGAGCAGUGAAGACUGUCAGGGAAUCUGGUACAAAGAUGGAAAUGAGAUUCAAUCAUCUGAGGGUAUAACCAUUUCAAAGGAAGGAAGUUUCCAUAAGUUGAAAAUUCAUAAAGUCACAGAGGAAUUUGCUGGAACAUAUAAAUUUGAAGCAGAUGGGCGGAAGACAGAGGCUUUGAUUGUUGUUGAAGAUCCACCGAGAUUUGAUACCGAGGAACUGGAGGCAUUUAAAACCCCUGUGACAGUGAAAAAAGGGCACAAAGCUGUCUUCAAAGUACCUUUUAUUGGACGAGACCCUAUAAAAGUUCAGUGGUACCUUGACGGUGAAGAGCUCACAGAAGAAGCAAAUGUCAAGUUAGACACCUCAGAAGGCUGCAGCCGUCUGCUUUUAACCAAGCUGCAGCGCAAGGACAGUGGUGAAAUCAAGAUAAAACUCAAAAAUGAGUUUGGCACUGUUGAAGCCUUCAGCCAGCUGGUUGUACUGGAUAAACCCACUCCUCCAAUGGGACCUCUGGAGAUUGUUGAAGCCUCCUCCUCUGUAAUUGAAUUUAAGUGGAGGCCCCCAAAAGACAGCGGUGGUUGUAAGAUAAACAACUAUAUCCUUGAACGACAACAAGUUGGCCGAAACACAUGGAAGAAGGUGGGGCCAAUUGGUCCAGAGGCCCAAUACAGGGACUCUGAUGUUGACCACGGCAGGAGGUACUGCUAUCGCAUGAGAGUGGAGACCGAAAUGGGCACCAGUGAGCUGAUGGAAACAGAGGACAUUCAAGCUGGUACAAAAGCGUACCCAGGACCUCCAUCAGCACCAAAGGUUGUCAGUGCCUUCAAGGACUGCAUCAACCUCUCCUGGUCCCCUCCAGCUGACACUGGAGGAACCAGUAUUCUGGGAUACAACCUUGAGAAACGCAAGAAGGGAAGCAACCUGUGGGGUCCUGUCAACCCACCUGAAGAGAUGAUCAGAGCUAAGGGAUUUGGAGUUAAAGAUGUGGUUGAGGGCAUGGAGUACGAAUUCCGUGUCUCAGCAAUCAAUAACUCAGGAGCGGGUGAAUUCAGUAUGCCAUCUGAGUUCGUGUUUGCCAGGGAUCCGAAAAAGCCUCCUGGUAAAGUCAUAGACUUUAAAGUGACAGAUUCCACCUACACAACUCUGUCCCUGUCUUGGACCAAACCCAAGGACAUUGAGGGGGUUGAGGAUGAAGCUAAAGGAUAUUUUGUGGAGAUCAGGCCUGCAGAAAACACAGAAUGGGAUCGCUGCAAUUCAAACGCAAUAACCAUGACUACCUAUACAGUGAAAGGCUUGAAGUCAAUGGCCAUGUACUGGGUGAGAGUCAUAGCCACUAAUGAUGGAGGAGAGGGAGAGUCACAGGAGCUGGAUAAUUACAUCCUCGCUAUGCCCCCUCCUGUGAGACCACGAUUCACGGAUGCCAAAAUCAAGAGUUUCAUGGUGGUGAGAGCAGGAAAUUCUGCACGAUUCAACAUUAACUUUGAGGCCUCUCCUUGGCCUGACAUCAUCUGGCAGAAAGAUGGAGGGCCAGUGUCUAAAAAGGUGACCAUCAGCAACACAGAGGGCACCUCCCAGCUUCUGAUUCCUUCCUCUGAGCGCUCAGAUACUGGAAUCUAUAGCAUCAUUGUCAAGAACAUUGUCGGCCAAGAAACAUUCAGCAUAGAAAUUAGAGUCACAGAUGAGCCCAAGCCACCUGGUCCUGUGGAGAUUGAUGAAAACGUGCCUGGCACAGUGACCGUUUCAUGGACCCCAUCUCCAGAUGAGAAACGUGACGACAGGCUGCACUACAUGGUGACUAAGCGUGACUCAAAUAAAAGACAAUGGCACACUGUUGCAGAUCACAUCUUCAACAACAGAUUCACAGCCUGCAACAUAAUGCCGGGCAGAGAAUACCAGUUCAGAGUCUAUGCAAAGAAUGACAUGGGCUCCUCCAAACCCUGCGAAUCAACAAAGUGGAUGAUUUCUAGCAAAAAAGAAAAGUUUGUUUUGAACAUGCCGGAAACAAAGGCCUGUAAUCUUCAGUGUCCUCCCAAGUUCCUUGUCCCACUAAAAAUGCACACUGCUCCUCAAGGGUAUGAAUGCUACAUGAGCUGUGCUAUAAAAGGGGACCCAACACCUCAUGUGACAUGGCUCCGCAAUAACAUCAGUCUGAAUACCAACACUAACUACUUCAUCUCCAACACCUGUGGAGUCUGUUCUCUGCUCAUACUGAGGGUUGGACCCAAAGACACCGGGGAAUACAAGGUCACUGCAGAAAACUCUCUGGGGAGGGCCGAGUGCUCCACUAAACUGACAGUCAGAGAAUAAAGGAACACACUGAAGAUGGUAGAAUUGCUCUAAAACCCUAACAGAAACCAAGUUACUGGUAGUUUAGACACUGUAUCUUUAGAGUUAAGCAAACCCUGUGAAAUGCAGAAUGUUUUUGCUUUUAGGUUGUUAACUAUUUGAUACAAAUUCUACAAAGGCUGGCAUCCAUUCAAAGCAAUAAGGUCUUUAGCUAUAAAAUGGCACAGACAUGUUUUGUUUGUUAAAUUGCGCAAGCUCAAUAAAAUAGAAUCUUGAAAUACUCAUGUGCAAUCUCGCAUAUUUUGACUGUAGGAAUAUGCAUGUUUAAGAGCAAAAAUAUUUACACUACAUGGCACUGUGUAGCAGUGAUUUAUUGAUUGUGAAAGUGCUAUUUUGAGGUGUUUGUCUAAAGCGUAUGGAACUAUCUGCUUGUGCCUUUCAGUUAAUAUUUAGAUGCAGGUUUCUGUUCAAGUGACUGUGAAUGUUUGGUUGCAACUUUUCGGUAAUUUCGGUGGAUUUGAAAUCUCUCUCAAUUGAAACUGAGUUGACAUAAAAAUGCUUAAAUGAAAAGUAAUGAAAAAUUUAUA